UUUUACGUCAACAGUAUAUCUUAUCACGUUUCGUCAAAAAUUUAUAUAGGACUGUAGAAAUGCCACAAACCUGUUGGUCAAACAAGACCCCCUUUCAAAUGGGCCUCAUCUUAACACUAAUGGUGGCAUUGCCGUACUUGGUAGUGAUGAUCUUUAUUUACUUGUCGUUCAUCUUUGGGUCUUAUGAGUCUGAAAGCUGUUUAAGGUUGUGUCAUAACAUAUCAAGCGAAUAUGAAGAAAGACAGAAUAAGCCAAAAAAAUGGGCAAAUGAAGAUGACAUGAAAGAAAGAUGGGUGGUUGGUCCUGAAAAUUUUUCAGAAAUAGUGAAAAAAGAUUUAAAAAUAGUAGAAGAAAAUCUACCAGCAGUUGCUAAAAGAGCAGUAACUAAUGAGAAAUUAAAAACACCGCAACGAAUUAACGAAUAUACAAAAAAAACCUUAAAGGCUGAUAGUAAUCAACAUUAUUUUCCAGUAGCAGCUUUGCUGGAAAAAUUGUACUAUGACAAAAGUGAUGAAGAACUAUUUAAGUGUACUAUCGCAAAACUUUCAUCAAAUUGGGCACUAACAACCACUAAUUGUUUUAAAUAUGAGGUUUAUAAAUGGAACUUGUUGUCGAUUCGAAGUAACUCGUAUUACUGGUCAAAGGGUGGUAACAUAAAUAAAAUAGAAAAUGUUUUCUCGUACAAAAACUUAGUGGCACUCAAGCUAAAAUCUGAUCAACCUUCCGCACAAUUUUACAUUUCAAACUUCUCUAACAUAUCAAACAAUAAACAAACAUUUUAUUGGGUUGUUAAUUUACAGCUUCCAUUACAAAAAAGACUAAAAUUUGGUAAACUACAAAUCACAAAUCUUCCAUCAAAGGAAACUCAUGAUAUGCCCAUAUUUAAUUUCAACCAGAAUUUGAUUGGUUUCCAAUCAUGUAAGUUUACUUAUGAAAACUUAAGUGAAUACCGUUCUUGGUUAGACAAACUGAAUGUUUUUUGAGAGCUUUUUGAAAUCUUGUUUCGCUACUCAUGGAUUGUUUUAAACUAUAUUUUGGUUGUUUGGUAAUUUGGCAAAUAGGCUAUCAUUUUAUAAAAUUUAGAGGCCGUGUACUGGAAUAGAAAGCUAGGAUUCAUUAGAAUCAGGAAAUAGAUAAUUAUUUAAAGUCAAAAUCUUAUCUUCAAAAUAUGCUUUACACUGUAGAUAAUGGAUAAGAUAAGUAAUAAAUUUCAUCAAAUAAUGUUUCAUGGAAGAGCAAAAUGGAAGCAGAAUUUUUUUUUAAUUUAUUUUUAACUACUUUUGUCCAAUAAAA
Tribolium madens (black flour beetle) is the source of this 1293-nucleotide messenger RNA. RefSeq lists its product as uncharacterized. The coding region runs from base 60 to 983 and encodes 307 amino acids. The transcript has 5 exons. NCBI's taxonomy places the organism in Eukaryota, Metazoa, Arthropoda, Insecta, Coleoptera, Tenebrionidae. The record is from RefSeq and is a predicted model, not a curated record.